Symbiodinium necroappetens is the source of this 1152-nucleotide messenger RNA. NCBI's taxonomy places the organism in Eukaryota, Dinophyceae, Suessiales, Symbiodiniaceae. The record is from the annotation of a GenBank genome assembly.
GCGAUGCAAUCAGCUCUUUCUCCAUUGGAGUGGGCGAAUAGCCUCUGGGGCCUGGCGAACGCUGGGAUCAAUGAGCCCACGUUCUUCGAGAUGGCGAAGGCGCAGCUCAGCCAUCCAGGAGCCCUGGAAUCCUUGGCAGCGCAGAACUCUUCAGGUGCGUUGCUGGCGAAUGUUGCGUGGGCCUUCGCCUAUGCCGCAGCGCUUUUGGGAAGGCAGGAGAACGACGACGAGUUUCUUCAGUCGAUUCGAUUCGCCAUGCGAAGGCUGGGCGCUGAAAUGGGGCGGCGCUCGGCAGUGAAGGCACAGAGCUCCAUGCUGCCAGACUCUGGUGGCGAAGCGCCACGACUGGAGCACCAUUCCGGAGGAGUGGCUGUGAUCUACAAGCCUCCAGGGUGGGAGGUGGACGGCAGUGAGACGCGCCAGACUUCGAAAGCCAUGAGGCUUUCCGAUUUUGUGGCAGCCUCGCUGGCCUCCGAAACCGUGGGCAGUCGGGACCAUGGAUUCGGAGGGCGCUUGGAUGUGGCCUCAUCGGGAUUGGUGCUUCAUGCAGCGACUCAUCAGGCUUUGAUGGACCUCCGCUGGCAGCAGGAUACCCUUCGUGUUGAGCGGGAGUACCUGGCUCUCGUGCAUGGGUUCGUGGAGACCGGCCUCCGAUGCUUGGACGAUCGCCUGUCAGAAACUGAAGGCGGCAGCUCCGUGACCCAGAACGGCAGGCUGAGUCGAAGCUGGGCGCUUCCGAUUGGCCACAUUGCUGCUUCCUCGCCGUACACACUGCUGGCCGUGUCCAUUCUCACCGGACGCCGGCAUCAGAUUCGUGUGCAGCUUUCGAGCCGCGGCCAUCCAGUCGUUUGUGACGGGCGCUACGGUGCAGCAUCCUUGAGCCAAGAUUCCGCAUGGUGCUCAAGGCUGUUUCUGCACCGCAGCCGCCUGCGAUGCAUGGAUCUCAAUUCUAAGGAGCUGGAUGUCCAGGCGCCGCUGCCGGCGGAUCUCCUUGCAAGCCUGGAGCUUCUCGGAUCCCGGGCGCCUGAGCUGCUUCGGGACGUCGACCGCUGCCUAGGAGAGUUGAGGCUUCGGGUGCGCGAGGAGCGGCAAAAAGUCGCCCAACGCCGGCUUGGAAAGGGUGUCCAUGCCUGUAUCUCACUCUGGGUGUGA